Molecule: messenger RNA, 2166 nt
Organism: Ectocarpus siliculosus
Lineage: Eukaryota; Phaeophyceae; Ectocarpales; Ectocarpaceae
Source: the annotation of a GenBank genome assembly
AUGGACGAUGAAGUAGCGGCCGCCAGCAGCCGCCGCAGCAGCAGCAGCAGUACGAGUAGGAGUUUGCGGCUCGCGAAUGUUUCGGCCGCAGCGAUGGAUGGGGGAGGGUUUGGGCGAGAAGAGGGGGGUGACGGUGCCGGCGAAGGAGCGAGAGAUACGCGCAGAGGGAGUAGCAGUAGCAGCAGCAGUGGGGGAGGGGCGCAGCAAAUGGACGAAGCAGCAGCAGCUUCGGGGGAAAGCGGGGGUACGGACGGAGGUGGUUUGGUUAGUCGGCGUCGCGGAGACGCUAUUCGCCUGGUUGGCGAGAUGAACAUCGAUAAGCCUGCCUACCUGCAGGUACAGGAGGGUCGAAACGGUAGGUCUGAUACCCUCCUCGUGUCCCAGUUCGGCUUCACCCGCGGCGGAGCUGUGUCACGAGUGGACCUCGACCCGCCGCCGCAAUUGCCCCGCAUUUUUGCGAGACUGGAGGGAGCAGUUAGCCGGAGCGCUGCAGCGGCAGCGGCGGCGGUUGGGGGGGGGGUGUUGUCGCGUCGCAUGCAACCGAGACUCACGGGGACGUGGGCGGGGCCCCUGCUUUGGCCGAACGAGGUUAACCAGGAUAUCUCAGCAUCGAGGGCGAAAGAAGGCGGAGGAGACAGCCUUGCCGGCAGCGGCGAAACGAACGGGAGCGCGGGAGGCGGCGCCCACGUUCAGCAGCCCCUGCGCUUCGAGAGCCAGCAGUUCAGCCUCCUUCGCCUCGAGAGCGACAAGUUUAGCGACGGCGACCGCCCUCCCCGCCUGAGGCGAGAAACGGAGGCGGCGGCGCUACCGCUGCCGGUGACGGGAGCGGGAGCAGGAGGGGCGCCGCAGGCGCCCCCGAACACGGCGGAGCCCUCGCUGCUGCAAGACGGACGCAACGCCGCCGGCACGUCUGCUUCGACGCAGUCGCCGCCGCCGCCGCCGACGUUGCCGGGGUGGGACGGCCCGUUGCCGCCCGAGGACGGGGAUGCGGUGCUCAUCGCCGACGGGUUCCUGGUGCCCGGUAAGGCGGACGGGGGGGUGUACCUCGUCGUCCCCGCGGCCGCGGAGGAACGGCGUGCCACCGCCGCCGCCGGCUUGGGGGUCGAUGGCGCUGCUCGUGGCGGGGAGUCUCGAGCGGAAGGCAAGGCCGGGGCAGGUGCCGCUGCUGCUGCGGGUAGCAUCCCCCCGGAGGAUAGGAUUGUGCGACUGACGAACCCGAAGAGGGGCUGGUUCUACCACAAGGCGGUGUGGGUUGUCCUCCCGGGGGGAAAGAAGGUGGUGCUUACGGCGAGGGUGCACAAGCCCAUCUUCGGGCAGGCGGAGGGCGAGCUCGUGCUCUUGGAGAUGCCUCGAGUGGACAGCCCGUUGUCAGAGCAGAACCUGCCCUGGAGAGAGAAAGUCCUGGUGACGGGGCCAGAUGUCAUGUUCGAGGUGGUUGACCUAGAUCGAGAGGACAGCACGGUCCAGGUAAUCUGCGCCGAGUUUUUCGGGGGCAGGGUCACCAUGCACAGCCUCUGGGGCGGCGGCCAGCUGCCAGGCAGCCAGCCUUCGGUGACAGAGUCUUGGGUGCUCGACGACAACGCGGGGCCGGCGUACUCGAUCACUGCCGCUGACUUGCGUGGGGGAUCACCAGGCGGCCGCCCAACCCACUUCCUGGUGACCGUUCACGAGUCCUCGUACAACACCUACUCCCUCUUCGCCGCCGCCGGCGGCAUCGGCGGGAACGGUGGGGGCGGCUCCUCCUCCAAUGCUAACUUUAACCCUGCCGCCGCCGCGGCCGCGGCCGCUUCCGCGGCCGCCGGCUCGCGUCAUGCCGGCGUCGAGCCCGAUCCUGCCGGCAUUGAGGCGGAGAAGGCGGCGUUUAAGGUUCCGCCGGAGGGGACGUCAAGGUGGGGGGCCGGUAGAUGGGGAGGGGUGGUGGCCGGGGGGCCUAAGGAGCGGCGGUGGCAGCGUCGGGAGGAGGGGCGGGGGAGCGGCGGCGCGGGGGGCUCGCUCGUGGCGUACGAGAUCCCUGAGGACUGGCGUAUGCUCCCGAGGUUUUACCCCGCGCCGGGUUGGCUGCGCGCUACGCUGGCGAGCGGGUUCCGGGUACGCGGGAUCAGCAUCAACCCGGGAACUCCAGGGUUCCCGUACUUGUUCCACCCCCACAGAAGCAUGGAGAUUUAA